Messenger RNA from Verticillium nonalfalfae, 1344 nucleotides. RefSeq names its product Tubulin beta chain (Beta tubulin) (gene TUB2). The coding region runs from base 1 to 1344 and encodes 447 amino acids. The transcript is spliced from 6 exons. Gene Ontology annotation, molecular function: GTP binding; GTPase activity; structural constituent of cytoskeleton. NCBI's taxonomy places the organism in Eukaryota, Fungi, Ascomycota, Sordariomycetes, Glomerellales, Plectosphaerellaceae. The record is from RefSeq and is a predicted model, not a curated record. Gene Ontology annotation, biological process: microtubule cytoskeleton organization; mitotic cell cycle. Gene Ontology annotation, cellular component: microtubule; cytoplasm.
AUGCGUGAGAUUGUUCACCUCCAGACCGGCCAGUGCGGUAACCAGAUCGGUGCUGCUUUCUGGCAGAACAUCUCUGGCGAGCACGGCCUCGACAGCAAUGGCGUCUACAACGGCACUUCCGAGCUCCAGCUCGAGCGCAUGAACGUCUACUUCAAUGAGGCCUCUGGCAACAAGUACGUUCCCCGUGCCGUCCUCGUCGAUCUCGAGCCCGGUACCAUGGACGCCGUCCGUGCUGGUCCCUUCGGCCAGCUCUUCCGCCCCGACAACUUCGUCUUCGGCCAGUCCGGCGCCGGCAACAACUGGGCCAAGGGUCACUACACUGAGGGUGCCGAGCUUGUCGAUCAGGUUCUCGAUGUCGUCCGCCGUGAGGCCGAGGGCUGCGAUUGCCUCCAGGGUUUCCAGAUCACCCACUCCCUUGGUGGUGGUACCGGUGCCGGUAUGGGUACUCUGCUGAUCUCCAAGAUCCGUGAGGAGUUCCCUGACCGCAUGAUGGCUACCUUCUCGGUCGUUCCCUCGCCCAAGGUUUCCGACACCGUUGUCGAGCCCUACAACGCCACCCUUUCCGUUCACCAGCUCGUUGAGAACUCCGACGAGACCUUCUGCAUUGACAACGAGGCUCUCUACGACAUUUGCAUCCGCACCCUCAAGCUGUCCAACCCCUCGUACGGCGACCUGAACCACCUCGUCUCCGCCGUCAUGUCCGGCGUCUCGACCUCGCUUCGUUUCCCCGGCCAGCUCAACUCCGAUCUCCGCAAGCUCGCCGUCAACAUGGUUCCCUUCCCCCGUCUCCACUUCUUCAUGGUCGGCUUCGCCCCUCUGACCAGCCGCGGCUCGCACUCUUUCCGUGCCGUCAGCGUUCCUGAGCUCACUCAACAGAUGUUCGACCCCAAGAACAUGAUGGCCGCCUCUGACUUCCGUAACGGUCGCUACCUGACCUGCUCCGCCAUCUUCCGUGGCAAGGUCGCCAUGAAGGAGGUCGAGGACCAGAUGCGCAACGUCCAGAGCAAGAACUCUUCGUACUUCGUUGAGUGGAUCCCCAACAACGUCCAGACUGCCCUUUGCUCCAUCCCUCCCCGUGGCCUCAAGAUGUCCUCCACCUUCGUCGGUAACUCCACCGCCAUUCAGGAGCUCUUCAAGCGUAUCGGCGAGCAGUUCACUGCCAUGUUCCGGCGCAAGGCUUUCCUUCACUGGUACACUGGUGAGGGUAUGGACGAGAUGGAGUUCACUGAGGCUGAGUCCAACAUGAACGAUCUUGUUUCGGAGUACCAGCAGUACCAGGAUGCUGGUGUCGAUGAGGAGGAGGAGGAGUACGAGGAGGAGGCUCCUCUCGACGAGGAGCCUUAG